Molecule: messenger RNA, 2697 nt
Organism: Toxoplasma gondii ME49
Lineage: Eukaryota; Apicomplexa; Conoidasida; Eucoccidiorida; Sarcocystidae
Product: glucosamine-fructose-6-phosphate aminotransferase
Exons: 2
Coding region: 1-2697 (898 amino acids)
Biological process (GO): UDP-N-acetylglucosamine metabolic process; protein N-linked glycosylation; fructose 6-phosphate metabolic process
Molecular function (GO): carbohydrate derivative binding; L-glutamine:D-fructose-6-phosphate transaminase (isomerizing) activity
Source: RefSeq, a predicted model, not a curated record
AUGUCAGGUGCCGGGCCUGUCCUCUGCAGGCGUCCUUCGCCUUCGCUGAAGGCUGUCUCUCGCUCUUUCCUCUCUGCCUCUGCUUUCUCUUCUCGUCUCUCUCCCUCCUCCGCGUUCGUCUCUCGUCCUCGGUUCCUGGCCUCGCUCCCUUCUCAGCCGCGUUCUCGCUGCUGCUGCGACCUGUCGUCGCCAGGCUCUCCCGCGCGCCGACAACUCGGCGUCGUUAUUUCUGCUUCGCCUGCUUAUGCGAAGGAACAUGCGCGAGACCUGCAUGCGUGGACUGGACGCGUUUUCUGGGCGGAGACGUCGCCGUGCUCUCGCGCUGCUGACGCGUCCAUUCUGGAAGGAAGGAGAGAGAAAGACCGACGCAGUCGCCAUUCCGGAACGACGUUCGAGCUUCGGCGGAGCUUCAUGUCCUGCGCGCUUUCAGACGGAGACGAGGAGAAGACCCACAACGAGGUGACGUUCCUGUCUGAGCGGGGAGAGUUCGAGGGAGAAAGGCAAGGCGACCGCCCGCCAGGAACGCCCUGCCCACAGACAUGUCCAGCAGCUCCAGAAGACGGCGAUUCCUCCCGACGCCUCCUCGCAUGGCUUCUUCUGCCUCUCGGAGCCUUCCUAGGUGCAACGGCCUUCGCUUCUCCUCCGUCUCUGUCUUCUCCGUCUCUGUCCUCUGCGUCUCUGUCUUCUCCGUCUCUGUCUUUCUGGCGGCGCCUGGCGCGAGCUGCGCUUCCUCUCCCGGCUCGGUGUUGCGGCAUUGUGGGGUACGUCGGGGACAAGGAGGCGGAGCCUGUGUUGAUGGAGGGACUGGAAAUCCUCCAGAACCGCGGUUACGACUCUUGCGGUAUCACGUCGAUCUCUCCGGAAGGCCAGCUGGUGACGACCAAGUUCGCGAGUCGGGGGACGACCUGCGACUCGAUCGAGAUUCUCCGCAGAGAGGGGAAGCAUCCCCACCGCGGCAAUCACAUUGGCAUCGCCCACACCCGUUGGGCGACGCACGGCAGCAAAACCGACGAGAACGCGCAUCCGCAUCACGACUGGAAAGACCGGAUUUCUCUCGUUCACAACGGUACCAUCGACAACUUCGCCGUUCUGAAGAAGGCGCUCAUCGACCGCGGCUGCACCUUCCGCUCCAGCACUGACUCGGAAGUCGUCGCGAACCUCAUCGGGUGGUACCUCGACCAGCCUGCAGACGACCCAGACGCGUCGGCGCCUCCCGCUGCGUCUUCUCCGGCUUCUUCCUCUGCCGCGGCUCGGUCUCCGGCGGAGGGCGAGACGCAGGCAAAGUGCCUGAGUUUCGAGGAGGCAGUGAAGCGCGCAGUGGGCGAGUUGCAGGGAACCUGGGGCCUCUGCGUCGUCCACAAGGACCAUCCGGACCGUCUGGUGCUCGCGCGCAACGGGUCGCCGCUGCUGGUCGGCUCUGUGGGGGACCAGCUGUUUGUGGCGUCGGAGCCUGCGGCGCUGGCGAGACAUACUAACCAGUACUUGAUGUUGAAGGACGGCGAGAUCGCGGUGGUAACGGCCCAGGGCGUCGGCCAGCUGGAAGCCACACGGCCGGUGCAUCGCAUCGCGAAGGAGACGAUUGAACUGUCUCCCGAGCCGUUUGCGCACUGGACGCUGAAGGAGAUCUUCGAGCAGCCUCAAGCUCUUGCCCGGGCAAUGAACUACGGCGGGCGGAUCGCACCCUACCAGAACCGUGUGAAGCUCGGCGGACUCGAUCAGAACCGCGAGUCCCUCCUGACGGUGAAGAGUCUCCUGCUCUGCGGAUGCGGAACGUCGCUCUACGCGGGCAUCUACGGCGAACUGCUCAUGCAGUGGCUGCGCUGCUUCGACCAGGUCCGCGCGGUCGACGCAAGCGAGGUCGACAUCUACCAUCUGCCGCGCCAAGACGCCGGCGUCCUCCUUCUCUCGCAGUCCGGCGAAACGCUAGACACGGUCCGCGCCUGUCAACUCGCAGACUUCCAGGGACUGAAGAAGUUCUCAGUCGUCAACCAAGUCGGCUCCUUGCUCGCGCGAAUGACCAACUGCGGAGUGUACGUCAACGCAGGCCGAGAGGUCGCGGUCGCGUCCACGAAGGCCUUCACCUCGCAGGUAGCAGUUUUGUCGCUGAUCGCCGCGUGGUUUGCCCAGAAUCAGCCGACACAGGCGUUUCCAGACCGGUGCAGCGCGUUGAUGGACGCGAUUCACCGUCUCCCCGUCUACGCCGGGAUGACUCUGAACUGUCGCGCCUUGUGUCAGAACAUUGCCGAGCGUCUGAAGGAUGCCAAGACGCUCUUUGUGCUCGGCAAAGGCUUCGGCUACCCCGUAGCUCUCGAGGGCGCUCUGAAGAUCAAGGAGCUGGCGUAUCUCCACGCGGAAGGUUUUCCGGCGGGCGCGCUGAAGCAUGGGCCGUUUGCGUUGAUCGACGAGAAGGAGAAGACGCCCGUGAUUCUCGUUCUCCUUGCGGACCAACAUGCAGCGUCGCUUCUCAACGCAGCGCAGCAAGUCAAGGCGAGAGGCGCGCAUUUGAUCUGCGUCACAGACGAACCGGACAUCGUGAAAGACCUCGCAGACGACGUCCUCGUGGUACCGUCCAACGGACCUCUCACUGCGUUGCUCGCAUGCAUUCCCCUGCAGCUCCUCGCGUACGAACUGGCGAUCGCAAAAGGCAUCAAUCCUGACAAGCCUAGAGGACUCGCGAAGACCGUCACGGUGAUGUAG